Molecule: messenger RNA, 1533 nt
Organism: Chilo suppressalis (striped riceborer)
Lineage: Eukaryota; Metazoa; Arthropoda; Insecta; Lepidoptera; Crambidae
Source: the annotation of a GenBank genome assembly
AUGUUAUCACCAAAAUGGCGAAGAGUUAUAUCAAGAUUGUUCCUAAUUCCCCAGCGGUAUGUCCUCGGCAUCAUGGGACUGUUGGCGGUAUGCAACGCGUACACUAUGCGCGUGUGUCUCAACCUGGCGGUUACCCAGAUGGUUAACAACACGAAGACUUCUGAGUCACACUACGACCCGAACGCUUGUCCCGACGAUUCCGAGAUCCUGGUCAACGGCACUGUCAGUCUCAAACCGCACGCUAUUUUUGAUUGGUCGGAGUCGACGCAAGGGUUGAUCCUAAGCGCAUUUUACUACGGGUAUGCCAUAACCCAUGUGCCAGGAGGAUACUUGGCUGAACGCUACGGUGGAAAAUGGACCUUGGGUAUUGGACUUUUGAGUACAGCCUUGUUCACGCUGCUGACUCCAGUGGUUGUCAAAGCUGGUGGGGCUACGUGGCUUUUUAUUUUGAGGGUCUUGCAAGGCAUGGGAGAGGGGCCCACGAUGCCAGCUUUGAUGAUAGUCCUAGCGCGGUGGGUGCCGCCUCACGAGCGAUCGCGGCAGGGAGCGCUGGUGUUCGGCGGGGCUCAGAUCGGAAACAUCUUUGGCUCCUUUAUGUCUGGCUUCCUAAUGGCUGGCGAUGGAGACUGGGCCAAUGUCUUCUACUUUUUCGGCUGCUUUGGCAUCAUGUGGUUCUUGGCUUGGAGUCUCCUUUGCUACAGCACACCCAACACACACCCAUAUAUAUCGGAAGAAGAACUCAAAUAUCUGAACGAGAAUGUGACCAGUGCCGAUACCAAGAGUGUAAGAGAUCCGGUGCCUUGGAAGGCUAUUGUGAGAUCUGUGCCAGUAUGGGCCCUGCUAUUCGCUGCUGUGGGCCACGACUGGGGUUACUACACGAUGGUUACAGAUCUCCCUAAGUAUAUGACGGAUGUGCUUAAGUUCAACAUAGCAGCAACGGGUACUUUAACCGCAAUGCCUUACCUCGCUAUGUGGGUGUGCUCCUUCAUCUUCGGAUGGGUGUGUGACUUUUGCGUUAAGAGAGAUUGGCAUUCCAUAAAGACGGGAAGAAUCAUUCAUACGACAGUUGCUGCGACGGGUCCGGCCAUCUGUAUCAUAUUGGCUUCCUACUCCGGUUGCGACCGAUACGCCGCAGUUGGGUAUUUUAUCGCAUCUAUGGCUCUUAUGGGAGGCUUUUACAGCGGUAUGAAGGUGAAUGCAUUGGACUUGGCACCAAACUACGCGGGCUCCUUGACCGCAAUGAUCAACGGAACUUCGACUAUAUCCGGCAUAAUCACACCUUAUUUAAUAGGACUAUUGACACCUGAUUCUACGUUGGUUCAGUGGAGGACAGCGUUCUGGGUGUGUUUUGCUGUUCUGGUUGGUACUAACGUUGUUUACAUCAUUUGGGCUGACGGCAAACAGCAAUGGUGGGAUGACGUCAGGCAAUAUGGCUACCCAUCAGAUUGGAAGCAUGGCCCUCUCAAAACUGUCGACUUGGACAAGGAAAAGAACAAGAAAGAAAAAGCAGUAUUGGAAGGAUCGAAACUGUGA